This is a messenger RNA of Telopea speciosissima, 1272 nucleotides long. Its product is annotated as SH3 domain-containing protein 3. The record is from RefSeq and is a predicted model, not a curated record. Gene Ontology annotation, molecular function: protein binding. Bases 88 to 1143 code for a protein of 351 amino acids. The transcript has 11 exons. Lineage: Eukaryota; Viridiplantae; Streptophyta; Magnoliopsida; Proteales; Proteaceae.
UCGGAGGUCAGAAGCUCUGAACCUGAAGUCAAAGGCGAAAGCUUUACAGAGUAGUAGUGAGAUCUCUGAGGUCCGUGAGUAGCAACGAUGUAUGCACUGAGGAAACAAGCAAGCAAGCUCAAAGAGCAAGUUGCCAAACAGCAGCAGUUGCAGGCUGUAAUAAAGCAAUUCAGUGGGACUGGUUAUGAAAGUUCUGAUGUAAUGGUUAUAGAUGAGGUUGAGUUGCAGAGGCAUCAACAACUAGAGAAACUGUACAGGUCUACUCGUGCAGGCAAGGAUUUUCAAAAGGACCUCGUGCGGGCAGCUGAAGCAUUGAAUGUAAUAGGAAGCAAGAAAAUUGAAAUAGGGACCAAACUAGCUGAGGAUUGUAGCAAAUAUGGAAGAGAACACAUCAAUGAUGAUGAGAUUCUAGCCAAGGCUGCUUCUCUAUAUGGUGAUGGUCUCAAUCAUGUGCAGAAGGAGCAAGAAGAUUUGACUAAUCAGCUCUCUUCCCAGAUUUUAGAACCCUUGAGCGCAAUGAUCACUGGUGCUCCAUUGGAAGAUGCUCGUCAUCUUGCUCAGCGUUAUAGUAAAAUGAGGCAGGAGGCAGAGACACAGGCAACAGAAGUCUCCAGAAGGCAAGCACGAGCAAGGGAAGCUCCCAGUACUGAAAACUCUGCAAAGCUGCAUGCUGCAGAAUCUAAAAUGCAUGAACUUAAAGCAAACAUGGCAGUUCUGGGUAAAGAAGCUGCUGCUGCAUUGGCUGCUGUUGAAGCUCAACAGCAAAGACUAACUUUCCAGAGACUUGUAGCAAUGGUUGAGGGAGAAAAGACAUAUCAUCAGAGAGUAGCUGCGAUAUUCAGUGAAGUUGAAGCCGAGAUGGUCUCGGAGAAACAAAGGAAAGAGUCUGCUCCUCCUUCAAUUCCAUUCACUGGACGCCCAGAGAAGACAAUGUAUUUCUUGGCUGAAGCAAUGCAUGCAUUUAAUGCUGAAUCAGAAAAGGAGCUGAGCUUGGCUGUUGGUGACUAUGUCGUAGUUCGGAAGGUGACUCCAUCGGGAUGGUCAGAAGGGGAGUGCAGAGGUAAAGCAGGAUGGUUUCCAUCAGCAUAUGUUGAGAAACGCCAAGGGCUUCCCACAAACAAGGUGGAUGCUGAAGUUUUUUAAUUCUCAUAUUGUGCGAGUAUUCUUUUUUUAUUUAUUUGGGCAAACAAGUGCACAAACUAUUGCUAAAUGGAUAAGCUAUUGGCCCCUAUGAUAGUUUCUAAAAUGUGGUGCUUGUAAUAUUUGUAUGUA